This is a messenger RNA of Cylindrotheca closterium, 816 nucleotides long. The record is from the annotation of a GenBank genome assembly. Lineage: Eukaryota; Bacillariophyta; Bacillariophyceae; Bacillariales; Bacillariaceae.
AUGAUGUCCUUUCGAUUAUUCCUCUCAGCUUUCCUAGCAUUGAAAUCAGUCUCAUGCUUUCAGCUUCCUGUGAGCGCCCACAAUCAGCGCAAGGAACAAGUCACAACAAGCCUCGAAUCCUUUUCUCGGCGCCAAUGGAUUGCGUCCACAGCUUCCUUGGCAACUGGUUUUGCGACAGUGCUGGAGCCCGUUUUCGCAGAAGAAUUGGAAAUGAAAGAUUUUGUUGAUCCUCAAGGGCUUUUCUUUCUCCGAGUGCCAAAGGGUUUCUACACCUUGCGACGAACACAAAAGGGCGAUUUGCCGGAUGCCAAGACUGGCAAAGGACGCCGUGGAUCCAGUAUCUUCACAGCAGGGAACAUGGCCAAAGCCGAAGUCAUUGCUGUAGAACGAUACCCAGUGCGGGUCCUGCUCGAAGAGAAUGGAAUUGAUGCCACCGGAGACUUGUCCACCUGGAAUGCCAUUGGCAAACCCGAAGCUGUGGCAAACUUGUUGGUUUUUCAGCGAGAAAAAGACAACCAAAACCAGCUUUCCAAGACUCUAUAUGAUGCGAAGAUUUCGGACGAUGGAAAGGAACUUACCUUUCGAUUAAAGACAGAAAUUGACGUGCAAAAGCCUGAGCUUUUGCUUGAACAAACGGGAGUUUCACAGCUAUUUCGUAUUACCCUAGCGAAAGCCACGCUGAACUCCAACGAUGGAAAUCUUAUGGCAAUAUUUGCCAGCGCCCUCGAGCAAGACUUCACUAAUGGGAUAGACGGACCAGCGCUGGAAGAUACUGUGCGAAGUUUUGUGGCUACGGAACAGCGUGUCGUGGCGUAG